AUGGAAUUCAUCGUAAUGAUUAAAGAUGUUGUGAUGAAAAAUUAUACUGCCUUGUUCGGAGUACCAGUCAAUAAACAACCGCACAAAUACUCCAAACGCGGAAAACACGUUCCGGCCGGUCGGCAAACCGCCCUCGGUCACACUACUUCCGAUAAGAUGACUGUACCUACAAUUGUGGAUAACAAUGCCCGUUCUUUGUUUGGGAAGCUUCCGGGUUUACCCUACCUGCACUAG
This is a messenger RNA of Echinostoma caproni, 234 nucleotides long. The record is from the annotation of a GenBank genome assembly. Lineage: Eukaryota; Metazoa; Platyhelminthes; Trematoda; Plagiorchiida; Echinostomatidae.